Drosophila kikkawai is the source of this 1526-nucleotide messenger RNA. RefSeq names its product Forkhead box L1 (gene FoxL1). Lineage: Eukaryota; Metazoa; Arthropoda; Insecta; Diptera; Drosophilidae. Gene Ontology annotation, biological process: cell differentiation; regulation of transcription by RNA polymerase II; anatomical structure morphogenesis. The record is from RefSeq and is a predicted model, not a curated record. Gene Ontology annotation, molecular function: RNA polymerase II cis-regulatory region sequence-specific DNA binding; DNA-binding transcription factor activity, RNA polymerase II-specific.
UCUUGGCUGACGCAACGUAUAGUAACACACGGGCGCAUAAAAUCGGGAUAAAAUAUCUCUUAAAAAAUCCAAGACAAAGAUCCUGUAAAAUCGAACCAAAGUAAAGUGAAGUUAAAAACGAUUUGAAAUAUCUUUAAGAUACAAAAAAGUGACAAGAAAAUAUAACAAAUUGGAGGAUAUAUUUAAAAUAAAUAAAUUCAAAGGAUAUAUCUCAAAAAAUGUUGCCCUCGUGCUAUGCCAAUGGUUCUGCAAUCCCGGAUAACGAGGAUCUGGUAAACUCCAUCCUUGCAAAUCCCGAAUAUCUAAGAGCCCAAAUAUCCCCAAAUCCGAUGGCACCAAGUGCCGUCGGUGGCGUGGGCAUGGAGGGUCUGAUGUGCGGAUCCUUUUCGCCGGCUUUCUACUAUCAGGGAAUCGAUAACUUUUUGGCCCUGCACAAUAAUAUCUGGGGUUUGCCCAUAUCCUUCCUCCAUAACUCUCAUCGACCGGAAAAGCCGCCGUUUUCGUACAUCGCCCUUAUAGCCAUGGCUAUAAGCAGUGCUCCCAAUCAGCGGCUGACUCUCAGUGGAAUCUACAAGUUUAUUAUGGAUAAAUUCCCUUAUUAUCGCGAAAACAAGCAGGGCUGGCAGAAUUCCAUCCGACACAAUCUCUCCCUGAACGAUUGCUUCGUGAAGGUUCCAAGGGAUAAGAACACCAUUGAGGAUAAUGAUAGCGCUGGAAAGGGCAGCUACUGGAUGCUAGAUUCCUCGGCAUCGGAUAUGUUUGAGCAAGGAAAUUACCGACGGCGGAGAACUCGAAGGCAAAGGCACUGCGGCAACUCGAAUCGCUAUGAAAGGGAAGCCGGCAAGGACUCCACCGACCACAGUGAAAGAACAGGAGAAAUUCGUUCACCCAACGAUUCCCUAAACGACUUUGACAUCUUCUGCAACGAGAGACCCAAUUAUUCAGAUAGGAUCACGGAUCUCCACCGACAGUAUCUGUCCGUAUCUCUCGGAUUCAACAGUUUAUUCAAUAACGAAGCCAGGGGUAUGCGGCCACUGUCAGGAACUACUCUUCCCGAGAUUCGGGAGUCUGUAGAUGAUGCCGAUGCCUCGGUGGAUAGUCCCUCCUCCAGUUCCAGUAAAACAACUCAACUGCCUCUGGAUAGUGCCUCUCUUCACGAAGAGUUACAUUCCCCAAGUGCCUUUACACCUGCCCUGAAUCGUCGAAAAGAAGCCGUCUCUUCCUUGGGUCUUCCAAUUCUUGGUUCCUCCUUUCGUGGACUCCAGGAUUUAAUGGUUGAAUCAGCGGGCAGCAGUCCAGCAACAUCGCCCACGGCGCCAAGCAAUCGUUCAAAGACUACUCUGUUUACCAUCGACAACAUCAUUGGAAAGCCAUAAAAGAAAUGUAAAUUAUUAGAAUAUUUGUAUAAGAAAUUGAUUUAUAAAUGAUUUUGUUUUAAAUACAAAAAGUGAUUAAAGUAACACAUGCCGAAGGAUUUUUAAAUUAAAUAAAUCAGUUUAUAAAGUUAUAAAUUAAAGAUUAUAUAA